Cooperia oncophora is the source of this 459-nucleotide messenger RNA. Lineage: Eukaryota; Metazoa; Nematoda; Chromadorea; Rhabditida; Trichostrongylidae. The record is from the annotation of a GenBank genome assembly.
AUGCCCACACGAGUGGUUCGGCAACACUAUAACCUCCAGACAAUAUCCAUUCGUGGCUACCCAUCCCGGAAACAGGUAGACUCAGUAGGAGCGAUUUUUGUCAACCGUGAUGGCGACCUUUUCGCUCAUGCGCUACAAUUUAUGAGAGACGGAAAACGUACUGCAAUGCCACAAAAUGCCGAAAUCCUCCGACAAUUGGUGCGCGAAUCCGAAUUCUUCGGCAUGGAUGUUUGGAAUUCGGUAUUGCAACAGCGAUUGGCAGACGCAGAAGAACGGGAAAACAAGGUCGGUGAGGUUUGCCUGAUAGCAGGUGGUUUGAAGCAACAUUGCGCACCAUAUCAUUUACUUGGAGUGGGAGGCUGGAAGGACCACGCCCAGUCCGUGUUAUUUGUAUGGGCAGAGACGGUCACUCUUCCUACCUUCGUUGUUUAUGCUCUGCUCCUCCUUACCGUGUUGUAA